AUGAUAAAUAGUAACAGAGUAUUUUAGUUUUCGAAAAUAACUAAAAUUAAGAAAUAAACUUAGGAAAAGCAUAAUAUGUUGAGAUUGAUAUUUUUAAGAAUUUAACUUACCUCAGUUUUCUUUUAGUUUAAGGAAAGUCUUAUUCAGUUAUUUAAGAAUCAAAGCACUUUAACUUUAUUGACUAAAAGUAAUUAUUUAUUUAUGAAAAAAUGGGUUCUAAUCUAAUCAUAUACAUAGAGGGUGAAAAUAACAAUUAAAUGCGUAAGAUUAAACUAGAUAGUCAUAGUAUUCUAUUACAUAGCUUAAGCAUAGAUGUUGAAAUUAAUAAUAUUCCAUUUUAUAGAUCUAAUUAAAUUGCUGGAUAUAUAAUUAAUGUUAUAAACAAUAAAUUUACAACAAUUUAAGUUCAAUAUGUAAAAGAAAAAGCAUAUUAUAAUUUAAUUGACACUUUUUUAGAAGAAACUAGCAAUUCAAUUUAAAAAAUGA
Molecule: messenger RNA, 486 nt
Organism: Tetrahymena thermophila SB210
Lineage: Eukaryota; Ciliophora; Oligohymenophorea; Hymenostomatida; Tetrahymenidae
Product: transmembrane protein, putative
Exons: 1
Source: RefSeq, a predicted model, not a curated record